This is a messenger RNA of Aureococcus anophagefferens, 2999 nucleotides long. RefSeq lists its product as hypothetical. Bases 129 to 2999 code for a protein of 956 amino acids. The transcript is spliced from 9 exons. NCBI's taxonomy places the organism in Eukaryota, Pelagophyceae, Pelagomonadales, Pelagomonadaceae. The record is from RefSeq and is a predicted model, not a curated record. Gene Ontology annotation, molecular function: protein binding; fatty-acyl-CoA binding.
AAGAUGCGAUACUGCGCCAUGCUCCACUCGUCGAAGCGCGACCUCCGCCGGCUUUGCGACCUUCGCCGCGUGUGCGCUACCUCGUUCACGCCCAGGGCUGUGGAACUGCAGGGCCCGGUGCUCGAGAAAUGACGGCUUGUGCGCUGCAUAUUUACGUGUGUGAGCCACACGAACACGACAAGGAUCGCAUUGUAUUCUUCGAUCUGGUCUUGCUUGGGGGCCAUGGUCAAGCGUUCCGUGUCCGUCGUCACCGUCUCGAUGCGCUUGAGGUAGUGUCGCAUCUCGGCCUUGGCCAUGCAAGGCUGACGUCAGUGACCUGGUGGUGCGAGCACGGCCAAGGCGGAAUCUAUGCACGUCUCGUUGAACAGUUCGAAGUCGUUGACGAAUCACUCCGGCUUCGAUCACCCGAUAGUCUAAACUCAUGGCUUGGCCACGGCUUUGACUUCAAGCGGCUCGUUGCUCGGACGCUGGCCCUUAUCGGAGCCAUCUCCCUCGACACGUCGCGGCCCGGCAACGAGCGAGUCGUCUACGCUGCGACGGAGCGAAGCGUCGACUAUGGGAGGCGAGAGGAAGAGUGGCGGCCCGUCGAAGGCUAUUGCUUCGGUAAGGAUGCAGCGGCCCAGGGCCUCCGGAAUCCCCCGCCUUGGGACGAUGAAGACAUCACCUGGCAGGGCGCUGUGCGGUCGUCUGUGCCAAGCCUCGCAGUCGCUGUUUGUGGUCACGUGGACCGCGCACUUGUUGUGCCUGGCCUCUGCGUUGUGGGGCCUCCAGGCCUGCGCUUUGCCGUCAACAUAUGCUUUGCGCGAGGCCUCCUCCCAGACAGACACCACGAUGACGCCGACGUCGAUCAGAGUGGAGCUGCGAUGCCCUGCGCCGAUCUGCCUCAGAUUUCGACGCGUGCAUCGGACGCAUUGGGUGUCGGGCGUCACAACCGCCUUUUGCGAGACACCCGCCCUUUUUUUUCUCCUUCGGGGAGUUUCUUCGCACAGGUGGCAACGUUCUCGCGCGACACAACACCUGGAUCCCUGAAGGGUGUCAAAAUCGCUGUCACGAUGGCGCUCGACUUCAUCGUCCUUGCGCCGAAGCAGACGUCCUGGGACACGGCAAACCUGAACCCACCGAGCGUCUUUGAGUGUCCUCGCGACAUCACCAUCCCACUCGCACGUGGCUCGGAUGCCACGGGCCGCGCAGCUCGUGCUUCCUUGGAGUCGCGGGUGACGGAUGAGUUCUCGACCCGCCUUGUUGUGCUGACGGCGUGCGAAACGGACCUCGACUGGCAGCCAGCCUCUGAGUGUGAUGAAGGCAGAAGCGACGUACCAGCACACUGGGGAACGCCCCCGACAACCCCCACGCACCGCCGUGCCGCACCUUGUGUCGACGACCGCGGCUUCCGCCUAAAGACCGUAUCGGUUCUCCUCGUGCCCGUCCUCGACAUGGACACGCGUGUCUUCAGCCUCACACAAUUCGGUGCGACGCCUAACAAGGGCAGCCUCACGGGCCGCUCGACUCGACAUAGCGAGGAACUCUGUACUGAAGUCCUGUCGCGGUCCCGGACGAUUGACGACUACGUCCACAUCCUUCGCAAAACACGUCACCAGGGAUCCAACGACCCUGGUUUCUACACGGUUCAUCUUCGCCACGUCGGCUUUCGAGCUCUUAGCCGUGGCGGCCUUGCCGCCUUCGUGAAGAGACUCAAGGCCGAGCGCGAGCGAUUACCCGCGUGGAAACGGCAGGAACGGCGCUAUGGCAUCGCAAGCUAUGAUGAUGACCUUCUCUCUCACACCAUCCGCGCGCAUUGGUUGCGCAAGGAAUUAGAAGCUCGAGAGGCACGCCUUGCGCAAAAAAUCGUUGAUGGCCGCGCACUCCUCGCUGACAGAAAACGGCGCAAAUCCCAAGCUCUACGUAACGACGCUCAAGACGAAAUCUACGGCGACGGGCCCGCAGACGGCCAGGUUCGUGGCAGUGACGAUGACGAUAACGAUGACGAUGCUGACGCCGAGAGCGCACUCACGGGGCCAGGGGAGUCACUGAAUGGCAGGGAUGCGCUCGUUGCGAGCGACGGCGUUGUCCAUAUGCUCGCUCACAAGCUCGGUAUCUCCUCGCUCCAUGUCGCUCAGUCAGCAGGGAACGUCAGGCUUGUCAGAGACGCCGAGGCCCGCGAGAUUUUCGAAGAAGCGACAGAACACCCAGAGGUCGACCUGGCGCUCCUCGACCGCUCGCCGAUCGAGGACGAUGAUAGAGAUAUAGACGAAGGGGUCAUUCCUCCUCUCGAGCUUGGAGUCAAGCCCGGAGAUCCAGAUGGCAGCCAUAACGCCUGGCGACGCCUUCAUCGCGACAAGAAACAUGACGUCAAUGGCAGUGUCACGAUGCGUGCGAGUUUUAUCGAAGCGCGGAUACAAGGCGCUGUCGAUUCCGUCGUAAAUACGGCAAGUCGCCCUACGAUCGUUGGUAUGGUGCACCCAGCAAGCGGGAUCAGCUACGAACCAAUGACGUUCCAAACUUUGAGCGACGACUGCAUUCUGAUCACGGACAUUCUCGAGGCGACCGUGCGCGCGCUUGAGCGUGAAAAGAAUAUGACGCCAGAUGCGGCAAUGGGCGCCAAGGACAGGCUCCUUGCCCAAUCUGGCAAGGCCACCGCGACAAACGCCGACAUCUUUUCUGAGCUUGAAAAUCUGUGCUUUGUACGCUGCAAAUUGGGCCACUGUGACGGUGUAGAAGAAUGUCUCGACCAGGAGGUCUCCAUUGAGAACAGGGACGCACAUGGCAACACGCUCAUCAUCAUCGCUGCGCAACAAAACAGCAAGAAGAUGCUCAAGAUGCUCCUGCGCCGCGGCGCGGACAUCAACGCGCAGAAUUCGACGGGAUGCACAGCUCUCCACUAUACGAACGAGUACAAGUUCGAUGCGCUCACUGAGUACGUUCUCGGCAAAGGCGGUGACGACACGCUCCUCAACAUGAAAGGUUUUACCUGCUACGAAGGAAUAGACGGGGUCAAAUAA